UUUUAACUACUGAAAUUAUUACAACCCUAACAAAACAAGCAAGCUUGUCCUUCUCUCGAUUUUUUGUCUGAUACUAUUAGUUUCGGACAAUCCAAUGCAUCUCAUUUCAGUUCAAUAGUUCAUGGAUUUUAUCCUUCCAUCUCCAUUCUUCUUCUCUCUAUAUGUUACUUAUCACUGAACCCCACAACUCAAUUUCUUUGAUUCUCAGUUCUCAACAAUUCUCCAUCAACAUGAGCUCAUCAGAGCUUCUGCAUUUCUUCGUCUUCUUCCUUUCAACCGCACAAGCCCUUCUCCGAUACUUGCUGGCCUGUUUAUUCCAAUUAAAUCGGGCUUCAGUCCUCUUCUUUGUCGUUGAUGCAGUUUUUUCUGUUUACUUUUGGUUCUGUGGCCUUACAUCCUUAACUGUUGAUUUAGAUGAUCGAACCACCAUGCAUUUUUGGACUUCCACUCAUCGGAGGUUCGAUAAGCCUAAUCUAGUCAUGGUCCAUGGCUAUGGUGGCGAUGCACGGUGGCAAUUUCUCUAUCAAGUGGGUUUUCUUUCUCGGAAAUUUAAUCUGUAUGUGCCGGAUUUAUUGUUCUUUGGUAAAUCUUAUUCCAACCGGCCGGACCGGACCGAAGAGUUUCAAGCCGGAUGUUUGGUAGAAGGGUUGAAAAGAUUGGGUGUGGAUAGGUUUUCCGCGUACUCGAUUAGCUAUGGAGGGUAUGUGGCGUAUCGGAUGGCUGAGAUUUGUCCAAAAGAGAUGAUGGAGAAGCUUGUGAUAGUGAGUAGUGGGGUAGGGUGGAGUGAUGAAGUGAAGAUUGAACAGAUUAAGAAGAUUGGAAGAGAUCCAAAAGAGCUGCUUCUGCCAACAAAUCCAGAUGAUCUGAGACUUUUAGUUAAGCUAUCAGUAUACAAAGGCAAGCCUUUGAAGUGGCUUCCUGACUUUUUCCUUCAAGAGUUCAUCAAUGUAAUGGGUAAUAAUCACAGAAAGGAAAAGUUAGAGCUGUUAGAGCACUUGUUGUCAAAGAAAGCAGAUGCAGACCUUCCAAUUCUAACCCAGGAAACACUCCUAAUAUGGGGCGAUAAGGACAAUGUCUUCCCUGUAUAUUUGGCCCAUCAGUUGCAGAGGCACUUGGGACCAAAAUCAAGAGUAGAAAUAAUCAAGGACACAGGCCAUGCUGCAAAUAUUGAAUCUCCUGAUGCUGUAAAUGCUUUGAUAACCUCAUUUGUUUUAGGUCACUCUUAAUUGAAAAUAUAUGUAUUUGGUAGAAAUUCCAUGCUAAUUAAAUGAUUCCGUAAGUGGGAAAUAGAGCGAGAA
Molecule: messenger RNA, 1298 nt
Organism: Manihot esculenta (cassava)
Lineage: Eukaryota; Viridiplantae; Streptophyta; Magnoliopsida; Malpighiales; Euphorbiaceae
Product: lipase 1
Exons: 4
Coding region: 162-1226 (354 amino acids)
Source: RefSeq, a predicted model, not a curated record